AUGGGAGCUGGUGCGAGCACUCCCUCUGCGCCCCCAGCCGACUCGGCCGCAACAUGUCCCGUCGAUCAUAAAACCCGCGAGGCAUGGCUGCAACAACAGAAGCAGGCUUCUGCCGACGACAACACGCCCAAGUCCAAGUCCCAACGACCCCUAUCCUCAGAUCGCGAAGUGAGCACGAUCCCGCGCGCCUUCGAUCCCACGUCGGACCCGUCCGGAGCUGCCGCAGAGACUCCGUCCCCGUACGCCGCAUCGCACGGCACGCCAUCCAACGCGGAAGCCGAAACGGGCCACGACAAAUCAACAGGGAACUGGAUCUAUCCGUCCGAGAAGCAGUUCUUCGAAGCCCUCGUGCGCAAAGGCAACACGCCCGCCUCCACCAACUCUGCCUCCGAGCUAGCCACCAGCGUGGCGUCCAUCAUCCCCAUCCACAACGCAGUCAACGAACGGGCCUGGAAGCAGAUUCUGGACUGGGAGAGCCGCGCGCCCGCGUCGGACCCCGGGAGUCGGAAGUGCGGCGGGCCCCGUCUGUAUUCAUUCAAGGGACUGGGCGUCGACCCGGAGUUCUUGAGCCCUCGCGCCCGCUUCAACAACUUGAUGUUGGGCUACCAGCUUCCCUUUGAUCGACAUGACUGGGUGGUGGAGCGGUGCGGUGGGGAACGCGUCGAGUACGUGAUUGACUUCUACCAGGGGAAGACCUCUGGGCCGCAGGGUGCCGGCCUGUCGAACAAUGCCGGGUCGGGGAAGCUGAGCUUUUACCUGGAUGUGCGCCCUAAACUCAACACCGUGGAAGGGUGUCGGAUGAGGUUCAGCCGCUUCGCUGGGCUGUAG
Molecule: messenger RNA, 828 nt
Organism: Aspergillus campestris IBT 28561
Lineage: Eukaryota; Fungi; Ascomycota; Eurotiomycetes; Eurotiales; Aspergillaceae
Product: cytochrome c1 heme lyase CYT2
Exons: 1
Coding region: 1-828 (275 amino acids)
Biological process (GO): cytochrome c-heme linkage
Cellular component (GO): mitochondrion
Molecular function (GO): holocytochrome-c synthase activity
Source: RefSeq, a predicted model, not a curated record